Molecule: messenger RNA, 894 nt
Organism: Suillus subalutaceus
Lineage: Eukaryota; Fungi; Basidiomycota; Agaricomycetes; Boletales; Suillaceae
Exons: 4
Coding region: 74-793 (239 amino acids)
Source: RefSeq, a predicted model, not a curated record
GUUCAGUAUUACUGGUACCAGCUUCACUUGAAACUUGCAAUGAACAGUCUUGACGGCAUCCUUGGGUGAAACGAUGGUCGUGCAUUUAUUCGGGUCAUGUCGAGGGAGGCUUCCAAGUGCAGGUGCAGGUUUGCGUGUUCUCAUGCAUUCCCGACUCGCAUCUACUAUGUCCCAGUACCCAUUCCCGCGUCACCCACGACCAACUCCGCACCAAAUAUUCCACCUCUCCCACAACGCAUCUCAAGCUGAUAUCAAGUCAAGAUACUAUGAACUCGUCCGAGAACACCAUCCCGAUUCUGCCCAUGCGCAACAUAUUCCUGCUUCAGAACGACACUCCCGCUUUCAAUCCAUAACUGCCGCGUAUGAGGCUCUUACUGGGAAAUCUCGCUUACAGCUUGGUUCGGGGCUCCGCAGCAGUCCGUCCGAUUCUUACAUGUAUGAAGAGUUGGGACGGCGGAGACGCGCGCACCAUAGGAGUGCGGGGAUGGACUUUGACCGCGAUCAUCCAUUUGGCUUCGCGAGUGGAACACCUGGGAGGGAAUGGACUGCGAGGCCCGAUGAGAGAUGGAAGGACUGGUCAAUAAUAUUCGUGGGCACUGCGUGCUUCAUCAUGGGCAUCGCUCCUAUAUUUUUCAGUCAUAGUUCCGAUAAGCGCCACACGAGUGCAGUCCAACACCUUGCCCAAGCUCGCAGUGAAGCUCAGGAGUACGGGAUGGAGCGGCGAAGGGAAAUUAGACGGCGCGAGGAGCGCGAUGCGCGUUGUAGCUGUGACCGCAAGACUGAGAGAAAGUAAUCAAGUCACUACCGUUGCUACCGCGAGCAUUGAACAUAGACGGAGUCCGACUGUAUUUCUACUUCUAUUCUUCAUUAUCAUCCACAUCAAUAUAUGGCAGG